CAAUACUUAUUCAUCAUGCCUGUGGACUGUCAAAGAUCCACAUCUGGGGGAAAGGGGAAUCUCGGUAUAUUUAUAGAGAGAGAUCCAAAAGUUUGCGCAGCUGGUUUGCCAACAGCUCAGCCUGAUGACAAAGUACCAGAUUUUUUGGAACAUUACCUCUUAAAGGAUGAGGCUGACGCUCUUAUAAGUGAUGCCAUUAUCCCUGAUGCAAAACCACGAUCAUUACCACCUUUACGUCAUCCGAUACCGCUGGACAUGCGCUAUGCUGGACCUUUUGGAGAUGUAGCUCAAAUAAUAAAUCCACCAAUAAAAACAAAGUUUCAAACAUUGGUUGACGAUUUCAAAGAUACUGCCUAUAAGUCGUAUUGGAAGAAACCGCUUGGAAAGGUACAAGACCCAGUGCCUAUGUUACCAGAGGGAUUUGAUACAUUUGGUACGACGUUUGGGAAAAAGACACCAUUCCAUGGACGCUUUUAUGACAUAGUGAUGCCGCGCGUGCCGUAUCCUGAUAAAACUCCACAUUCAGCUGAGCCUGGGGUUCAAGCUAGUCGAAAUUACUGCUCACCUCCUUAUCGACCCGAUGUUACAUAUGGACAUAGAACAUACGUAGAUAAACGAGGAACAUAUGCAAGAUGUUGUUUGACUGACGACAGAAUUACUUUGGGCACAGGAGCACGAACUAUAAUAAAUACGCUACAAUGUAACUUUCAGGACCUUACACAGCCCAGAAUAGGAAAAGUCUUAGCUCCUAAUGACAACAUUAAUGUAGUACCAAAAGGAUAUUCUUUCGGCAAACUUAAACCUCCUGAUAAUCUUCCAGAAUGUCUUACAACUUGUGAAAUUAAUCCUGAAAAGGAUUUUUUCAGAAAAUGCUUAAAACACCUCAAUUCGUUGCGAAAAGUUUUGUCUAGGCGCUUUUUACCGACAUUCUAUCAUAAUUUUUAUCUGAGUCUCAAAUAUUUUGAUACGGAUAAAACUGGUUGGCUCCCAAAAGAGACAGUUUACGAAUACUGCGCCACUAAAUUAAUAAGAUUUGAUUCCUCCCUAAUUGAACCAUUGCUAUCGAUGUGGCAAGCCUUCGACGGCUCUAGAAUAGAAUAUAAAACUUUCGUACAUGUUAUAAAUUACAGAGAACCUUCGCCUGAAAUGCCUAAAAUACCUGAUAUACCACCAGAAUGUCUUGAUUUUCGAACAACUUACUCUGAAAUGGUCAAACCUGGUCAAGUAGCAGACAACAGUCCGAUGGCUGGAUUACCUUCUGGAAGAUAUUUUGAUCUAGACUAUCCAGUAACUCCUGAAAGAUAUAGCAAGGCAGACAGAACAUGUCUUCCUCAUGAAUCUGAUAUGAAAUCGUGUCUUGCUCCUAGUGUGUUAACUCUAUUUCAUGUUAGUCAUAGAGAUAUGUAUGCGAAACGAGAACCUGACGUUGUAAGGAGAGUAUUUGAAGCAACCGGAGAAGAACUCAGCGAUGAAAGAUUUGAAUCUAUUUGGGAGGACGCUAAAAAAUACCAUUCCCAAGGUUGGGUCUGCUUUGAAACAUUUCGACGAGCCCUGGAAAAAAUUAACGGUAAUAAUCAAAAACCAUCGUAA
Molecule: messenger RNA, 1590 nt
Organism: Manduca sexta (tobacco hornworm)
Lineage: Eukaryota; Metazoa; Arthropoda; Insecta; Lepidoptera; Sphingidae
Product: EF-hand domain-containing family member B
Exons: 1
Coding region: 16-1590 (524 amino acids)
Source: RefSeq, a predicted model, not a curated record